Molecule: messenger RNA, 3681 nt
Organism: Drosophila navojoa
Lineage: Eukaryota; Metazoa; Arthropoda; Insecta; Diptera; Drosophilidae
Gene: kz
Product: putative ATP-dependent RNA helicase kurz
Biological process (GO): maturation of SSU-rRNA from tricistronic rRNA transcript (SSU-rRNA, 5.8S rRNA, LSU-rRNA)
Cellular component (GO): intracellular anatomical structure; nucleolus
Molecular function (GO): ATP binding; RNA binding; helicase activity
Source: RefSeq, a predicted model, not a curated record
CAACCAAUAUAUUCGGAUGCAGAUUAUAAUCGAAGGCGAGGAUGCGGUCAAUGGCAACGGAUCUAUUCCCACUGGCUACGACGAGGCAAAUGCCUUAGCUUUGCCCUCAAAGAAACGGGCAACAAAAAUUAAAGAAAAAGAACAUAAAGUUGUGAAAAUUCUAACAAAGAAGCAACGGAAGAACUUACAGGCCAUUGUAGACAAAAAGAAAAAGAAAGAAGGUCGCGAGCAAUUGCUGAAAGAUCUGGGCGCUGUGCAAAUACCUGAGGCCGAACUAAAUCAGUACACAUCGAUUAGCCAGGUGCAGACAGUUGGGCUUAAGCGCUUGCACAAGCUAGACCAGCAUUUGGUCAAGAAAAAAGAGCGUCAGAGUCAGCAACAAAAGGAAAUGCAACAGAGCAAGAGCGGCGUCCAGCGUGUUAAUGCGCUCAAGGGCGGCAAACGUAAACUGCUCGUAGAGGAGCAAGAAGAGCUGGAAGCAAAACGCAUUAAUCCGAAUAUAGUUAAUGCAGAGGAAUCAGAAGAUGAUGAUGAAGACAGUAGCGGGGAGACGGAGGUGGAGGACGAUGACGCUGUCGAGGAAGAAGAGGAGAUGGGCGAAAACCGUAACGGAGAAAAAGAGGAAGAGGAAGUAGACAGUGGAGACAAGAAAAAAGAGGAGAUGAAGGAAUAUGAGACUGAUCUGCCAGCUAAAGAGGAACAACAGCCACUAGCUAAAAACGAGCAAUUGGAUCACUUGCUCAAAAAGCUGCCAGAUAUGCCCUCACUAACGGCUAUUCGCAAUGCGGACUCCAAAUCAGAUCCCGCUCCUGCCGGCACACCAACAUCGAUUCACAAGACAGUCUACGUGCCAGUCAAUCGCACAGCUGAGGUGCAGGCGGCUCGCCUCCGCUUACCCAUACUUGCCGAGGAACAGCAGGUGAUGGAGCUAAUCAAUGAGCAUCCCAUUGUAAUAAUUGCGGGUGCAACAGGAUCUGGUAAGACAACCCAGGUGCCGCAAUUUCUGUAUGAGGCUGGUUAUGCUUUGAAUAAAAUGAUUGGCAUAACCGAACCACGUCGCGUGGCUGCCAUAUCGAUGUCGCAGCGUGUGGCCCACGAAAUGAACUUGCCCAGCAGCGAGGUGUCCUAUCUACUGCGCUUCGAGGGCAACGUCACACCAGCUACUAAGAUCAAAUUCAUGACGGAUGGCGUGCUCCUGAAGGAGAUAGAAACCGAUUUUCUACUGAGCAAAUAUUCCGUGAUUGUGCUCGACGAGGCACACGAGCGCACCAGCAAUACAGACAUCUUGAUUGGGCUCCUCUCGCGCAUUGUGCCUCUGCGCAACAAGCGCGGGAAUGAACUGAAGCUGAUCAUCAUGUCGGCCACGCUGCGUGUCAGCGACUUCACGGAGAACACUCACUUGUUCAAAGUGCCGCCGCCCCUGAUCAAAGUGGAGGCCAGGCAAUUUCCCGUGACCAUUCAUUUCCAGAAGCAUACGCCCGAGGACUAUAUCCAGGAGGCCUUUAGGAAAACAGUCAAGAUUCACGCGAAGCUGCCGGAGGGGGGCAUCUUGAUCUUUGUAACGGGGCAGCUGGAGGUGAUGCGACUGGUGCGGAAAUUGCGCAAGGCUUUUCCGUACGGGGAGCAGAAAAAUAAGUUGGAGACGAAGACGAAGCAGCAGCCGCCAGAUAAGCCAGAUAAGCAGGAGGAGGCCGACAAGGGCGAGGAGAGAGCGCUGGACGAGGAAUUCGAUAAGAAGCGCAAGGAACGCAAUCCACGCAAAAGGAAGCCGGCAUUCCCUUAUACCAUGCCCAAGAUCAAUUUGGAUGACUAUAAGCUGCCAGGCGAUGAUACCGAAGCAGAUGUGCAUGAGCAGGCAAAUCCACAGGGGUCCGACAACGAGGAUGAGGGGGAGGAACAGGACAUUGAUGAUUUGGCUAAUCUACAGAGUUCAGCAGCCAAGCAACCCAUGUGGGUGCUGCCAUUGUUCUCGCUGCUGUCGUCGGAGAAACAGCAACGCAUCUUCCAGCCAGUGCCCGAAGGCUGCCGCCUCUGCGUGGUGGCCACCAACAUAGCGGAGACCUCUCUGACCAUACCGCAUGUCAAAUACGUUGUGGACUGUGGCAAGCAGAAGACACGGCUCUACGACAAGAUAACCGGAGUCAGCACAUUCGUGGUGACGUACACGUCGAAAGCAUCGGCAGAUCAGCGAGCUGGACGCGCUGGGCGCAUAAGUGCUGGGCACUGCUAUCGCCUCUAUUCGAGUGCAGUGUACAAUGACAUCUUCCCGGACUUCAGCCCCCCGGAUAUACUGCAGAAGCCUGUUGAUGACUUGAUGUUGAAGAUGCGUUGCAUGGGCAUCGAUCGCAUCAUUAACUUUCCAUUUCCAUCGCCGCCUGACCAAGAGCAACUGAAGGCGGCCGAAUACCGACUGCUAGUGCUCGGCGCCCUAGAGCCACCGAGUGCAACAGAUGGGUCUGAAGGGACUAAUCCACCGCGUGUUACCCGUCUGGGCGAAACUGUCACUUGCUUCCCAGUGGCGCCACGCUUUGGCAAAGUCAUUGCGCUAUCCACUCAACGCGAGCUGAUGCCCUACACGGUCAAUUUGGUUGCUGCUCUGUCAGUGCCGGAGCUCUUCAUCCACCACAGCGACCUCGAGCAGGGCGAUGAGCAGCCGAAGCUGGUAAAUCGUAGACCCUCAAGUUUAUCAAACGACGAGUUCCAUUUGCUGGGUGAUCCGAUGCUGAUGCUGCGUGCCGUGUGUGUCUGCGAUCGUCAAGACAACGACAAAGAUCUUAUUCGCCACUGUGAGGCCAACUGGAUUCGCUACAACGCCAUGAAGGAGGUGCGCAAGCUACGCAGCCAGCUGGUCAACGCGAUCAAUGUGCUCAUACCGGAUAUAAACCUGUUCGUAAAUCCGAAGUUGCCUCCUCCAUCUAGCGAGCAAGCACGAGCCUUGCGUCAGAUCCUGCUUGCGGGAAUGGGCGAUAAGGUGGCACGCAAAGUGCCGCUUGAGGAGAUUAGCGACAAGGAGGAGCGACGCCGGCUCAGGUUUGCCUACAACUGCGCCGAUAUGGAGGAGCCGGCAUUUCUGCACUCUGCUUCGGUGCUGAAGGCAGAAUCACCUGAUUGGGUGAUAUAUCAAGAUGUAUUCGAGCUGCAGCACGGCGAUAGCACCAAGAUAUUCCUAACUGGCAUUACGGCCAUUCAGCCGGAAUGGUUGCUGGUGUUUGUGCCGCACCUGUGCAAUGUGCACGAGGUGUACGAGGACCCACCACCACGCUAUUAUGAGAAAAAUGGGCGCAUUUUCUGCAACGCCAAGGUCACCUUUGGAAAAGCAGGCUGGGAGCUGCCUCUGUGCGAGCACCAAAUGCCAUUCAGCGAGAGGACGUGCUGUUACUUUGCAAUGUUCCUACUGGACGGAUUGGUUUGCCCUGCUCUGGCCGCCUUUAAGCGGAAGUUGAAGUCGUCGCCCUCUUCGUUCAUCAAGAGCUGGUCGGAUCUGAAUGACAAGGUGGUGCGCUUCAAGCGUGCCUUGAUAAAUAAGAAAAUCUUCUCGCGAGAGGCGCUCUUCAACCUAUGGGACACCGAACCAGAUUUCCUUUUAGAUGAAUAUCAUCAGCUUCUGUACGACGUACCGCUCAGCGAAUUGACUAAAAUUUGGCCACCAAUGGAAGUGGAUGAAGAUAGCUCAUGAAUUUC